Molecule: messenger RNA, 375 nt
Organism: Callorhinchus milii (elephant shark)
Lineage: Eukaryota; Metazoa; Chordata; Chondrichthyes; Chimaeriformes; Callorhinchidae
Product: pre-B-cell leukemia transcription factor 1-like
Exons: 2
Coding region: 127-375 (82 amino acids)
Cellular component (GO): nucleus
Molecular function (GO): DNA-binding transcription factor activity
Source: RefSeq, a predicted model, not a curated record
GUGAGGUCCUCCCCUCUGAGCCGUCCGUCCCUGGGCUUUGCUGUGACCUGGAGACUGCUGUCUGUGUGGGGAGGAGGGAGUGAGGGAGUGAGUGAGUUCACACUUGGCUUUUAAAGAGGCUGCAACAUGCAGGAUCAGCCCCGCCUGCUGUUCUCCCAGGCCGGGGGCAGUGUACCUGGGCUCCCCCCACACCUGCAGGACACAGAGGCUGAGGGCAGAAAGCAGGACAUUGGAGACAUCCUUCAGCACAUCAUGACCAUCACUGACCAGAGUCUCGAUGAAGCCCAGGCCAGGAAACACGCUCUGAACUGCCACAGGAUGAAGCCAGCCCUCUUCAGUGUCCUGUGUGAGAUCAAGGAGAAAACUGGUGAGUAA